GUCAGAUGGCAACCAAAUGUAAAUAAACAUUUUUUAUUCAGGUCUAGGCUAAGAUUUUAAUCAUCUUUUUAACAAAGAACAAAAUAAUCCAAGAAACAUUAAAAUAAUGGAAUUAUUAAAAGAACUAGUGGGCUUUAUGUCCCCUAAUCAACGAAUUGACCUGAAAGCCGUAGCGUUAACAGAAGUGUUAAGUUUAACUGGAACUCCUGAGGGUAAAUCAACGCUCCUUGGCUUUGAUGAAAUGCUAGCAGCAAUUUUUGGUUUAACUUUUGACUCCAACGCAACCAUUUCUAAAGAUGCCGUUUUAACCUUAAUCAAUUUAACUGCAGAAGAAGAUGGUGCCAAGAAAGUUUUUGAGACAAGUAAAACUCUUCAUCCACCAUUUGAAAUAAUCAAAGAAGCUGUGAAACACAUUACAGAUGUGAAUUCAGAGUUGGCUGAUCCAUGGACAAUGGUUCUUAGUAAUUUGACUCGUGUAGAACUUUUGGCUGGACAAAUUCUAACCGAAUUGGAAAAAGAUGAAAAGACACUGCUGAAUUUAGUUAAAGCCUUUUCCAAAGUGGAUUACAACAACAAGAAAGCAAAACUACAUUAUUUGGCUCCAAUUUUCUGCAAUUUAACACAAACAAGUCGAGGAAGAGAAAUUGUCUGCAAUUCCAAGUAUGAUUUACUCCGAAGAAUCAUUCCAUUUGCUUCAUAUGAAGAUAGCAUUGUUCGUCGUGGCGGAACCCUUGGAAUUUUGAAAAACAUUUGCUUUGAUCCCGUUUAUCAUCAUGUGAUACUAAAUGACAAUGAUGACAUUCUUUAUUGUCUUCUUUAUCCAUUGGCAGGUCCAGAAGAAUUUACUGACGAAGAAAACGAAAAAUUUCCAAUGGAAUUACAGUAUUUGGGAGAAGACAAAACCCGUGAAGAAGAUCCUGAUUUACGAAAAAUGAUUCUAGAAUCAUUGUUACAACUGUGUGCGACAAAAAAAUACCGUGAAUUACUUCGUGCAAAGGGUACCUAUGAAAUUUUGCGUGAAUAUCACAAAUGGGAAACGAAAGUUAACAAAGACAAUGAGGCGUUGCUUGCUUGUGAAAAUGUUGUUGAUAUUUUAAUAAGAAAAGAGGAAGAAAUCGGACUGGAUAACUUAAAGGAUGUUGAAGUUCCAGAAAAUAUGGGCAAACAAUUUAUUGAGGAUGAUGAAGCUUACUUGAAAGAUUAGGUAGAGCAAAUAAAAAGAAAUAAAAAUAUAAUGUUAAUGUAAUAUUUUGUACAUGUAAUUAAAUUUUUUUUAUUUCAAAAUGA
Molecule: messenger RNA, 1287 nt
Organism: Episyrphus balteatus (marmalade hoverfly)
Lineage: Eukaryota; Metazoa; Arthropoda; Insecta; Diptera; Syrphidae
Product: protein HGH1 homolog
Exons: 6
Coding region: 107-1204 (365 amino acids)
Source: RefSeq, a predicted model, not a curated record